UAUGUUGUUAAAAGUCUCCAUGACAUUACAAGUUAUAUAUCUAUAUAUAUAGCUGUGUGUGUAUACAUGUAUCAUUGACGUGUGAUAAUUGGUUUUUAAAGCUUUUGUUUUAUAUGAUCAGAAAUCUAGUAAACAGCUCAGACAUUCAUGCACAGACAAUGGAUCCAAAGGAAUUAUACGCAAAAAUGAUACCUGAACAUUACUGUGAACCUUGUCGAUUCGAAAGAAAGGAGGUAAAUGCCACGCAGUUCUGUCGUGACUGUGAAGAACCUGAACCACUGUGUCCUCCAUGUGGUAAAGAACAUCUAAAACAAAAGGCUGGGAGAGAUCACAAAUUGUCACAAAACAUGGAACAGUUCGGAUCAGUAAACGGGAGAGUGCGCAACAGGGUGCAACAUUUCCAGCAACUACUUAGCAGACCACGAAAUGAUCCUGGUAAACCAGUUGCAGCAACAAUAAGAUUAGAUUCUGUUAAGUUGCGUUGGCGACAAUGCGAUGAUGUGGACUGCUAUCAAAUACGAUACAAGAUUAAAUCCGGCAACGAAAAAUGGAACAUCAUGCAGACGGACACCAAUUACAGCGAAUUGAAAGUAGAAGGCCUGACGUCGGAUACAACAUAUAUUUUCCAGGUUCGAGGGGUGAAGGGUGAUACGGAAGGCCAUUACAGUGACGCAAACGAGGAAAUAACAACGCGAAAGUCUCUGGCAGCAAUUCUUUGUGAUACCUCACGUAAACUUACCGAUGGGAAUCCGUCAAUCUUUGAAUUACCAUUAAAAGAAAACACGAACGCGAGAAAUGAACAGUAUAAGAUUCGUCAUCUAUGCUUAGGAGAUGAUACCAAUGGAAUGAAUCGCGAAGAAGAGAAAAGCAUAAUUUUGAUUGGCGCAACUGGAUCUGGUAAAAGCAAACUUUUGGAUGGCAUUGUCAAUUAUUUGACAGGAGUGAGUUUUGAAGCUCCAUUUCGAUUUACACUUGGUAAAGUAAACGACGAAGGAAAACAAGACGUAGCGCAAACGGAGUGGAUGACAGUUUACAAAAUUGCACCCCACCAGGGAAGUAGAUUAGACUAUACGCUGAACAUCAUAGACACGUCUUGCUUUGGAGAUACCAGUACUGUAGACCGAUGGGAUAGCAUUGAAGAUCAGGUUCGCUACCUUUUCAAAUCCAAAGGAGAUGAAGGACUCCUUUUCUUAGAUUCUGUUUGUUUUAUUGUUAAGGCACCAAAUGCCAGUCUUACAUCAGCAGAGAAUUAUGUUUUUAGUGCAAUUAUGUCCCUUUUUGGGAAAGACAUCGCUUCGAAUAUCUGCACAUUGAUAACAUUUGCAGAUGGCGCAGAUCCUCCAGUUUUAGCAUGUUUAAAGGAAGCUAAACUCCCAUUCGGUUUGACCUUGGAAUUCAACAACUCUGCAUUGUUUACACGAAACAAAAAUCUUCAAAGUAACUCAUUUUCUCCUUCUUUCUGGAAAAUGUGUUACAAAAAUUUUGAAGCAUUCUUCAAACAUUUAAAGAAAUUAGAAACAAAAAGCUUGACACAGACGAAAGAAGUCUUGUACGAAAGAGAACACCUGAAAACGAUAAUAAGCCAUAUUAGACCUCAAAUUAGCGCGGGGCUCUCAAAAUUAAGCGAGCUACGAGAGCAGCUCGAUUUAUUCAACAAACACAAAAAGGAAAUCGAAAACAACAGAGAUUUUAAUUAUGAGGUACAGGAAACAAGGUCAUACAAACGUGCCUUGCCUCCAGGACAACAUGUUACAAAUUGCAUGUUAUGCAAUGUAACUUGUCAUGAGGAUUGUAGAAUUGCAGACGACUCAGAAAAGAUGAAAUGCACGGCGAUGACCGAUGGCUAUUGCAGAGUCUGUUUCGGAAAUUGUUGUUGGGACGAACAUAAAAAUACCCCAUACAUAUUUUCUUUUGCGACUGAAACUGUUACCAAAACAUAUCUAGAAAUGAAAGAUAGAUACGAAAAGGCAGUUGGGGAAAAACUAACAAAUGAAAUGUAUCUAGAAAAACUGACUACUGACAUUAAAGAAAGCAUGGGCAAUGUUAUGGAUAUGAUGAAUAAAAUGAAUCGCUGCAAGACGAAACUGGAAGAAAUUUCGUUAAGAAAGCAUCCACUCUCUACCUUUGAAUACAUCAAUCUUAUGAUUCAAGCAGAGAAAUCCGAAAGACAACCAGGGUACGAUAAGAGGAUCAAAAUGCUUGAAGAGAUGAAGAAAAUGUUGCUGGUUGAUGGGGACUAUCAAAAUUUAGAUUCAAAAUUCCAUAAAACUUGCAAAGACAUUAAAAUCGCCAGAGGACAAGAGUUGCCUGGGAAAUAUGAAUUUAAGUCACAUCGUCGGCCUAAGAAAGAAUAAGAAUAGGGCGUUAUGUUUGAAUGUCAUCUUACGCCACCAGUAGCUGGUUUUAAUGAUAUACCAUGCACUACCAAGAAAGGAGAAUGAAAUCAAAUUGAAUGUUAAGUCGAUUACUUGAAACCCUUCAGGACAAAGAGAAGUACAAUAGCUUAUUGUUUCCUAUAUGUUGUAGCAUUUAAAUGUUUAAUGAUAGACAUGUUACAUUUAGAGUGAUACUUUAAUGAUUUACUUACCGUUAGCAAAAUAGAAGCAAUAAGUUACUCAUUUAAGGCAUACAUUUGCAGUCACUAUCCUUUGAUUUACUUUAUUCAAUGGAAAUCGGAUAUGAUAAAAGCGUUUUCUUUUUCAUCUUAUUUAUGAUACAUGGAUCCAACGUUCAUUUUGGGUGGAUAUUUAUAUAUCGUACUAGGUACAAAGACAUAUAUUUCAAACCCAUAAAGCCAUACAAAAUGUUAAUGAGUCCUAACAUUCAACUGAGAAUCAUUGUAAAUUUUGCUUCUUUACAUGCAUAUAGUCUAACGAUUGCAUUUUGCAAAUUAUAAAAUUUGGAUGCUAUCAGAUAAUCUAAUUAUCUUUGAAUUUGUUCACACAGGAAAUUAGAGACGUACAAAUUUGUUUUUCUUUUUAGUUUUAUGUAUGUAGAUAGCAUAUGUAUGUAGCAUAUCUUCAUAUAUUAUGAUUAUGAGAUUGAUCGCUGUUCGUAAUCUUCACCUUUCAUACUAAUUCAUAUUGCAUCUGUAUAAUACUACUGACUAUAUAUAUAUGUGUGUUUUCAGGACCAAAACGUAAACUAGAUUUUAAACUAAAUGUGCUAUGCUGUAUGAAUAAAGGACACUAUUUUUACCGCGAUCAUUAUAUGCAUGCGUUUUCGUAAAAUUUGAAUUAUGCAACUCUGUUUGAUUUCGUUCACUUUUGCAUACUAUUGAUGAAAGGUGAAGAUAACGAACAGUGAUCAAUCUCAUAACUCCUAUAAGCAAUGUAAAAUAAAUAGUUGGACAAACACGGACCCCUGGACACAUAGAUGGGAUCAGGUGCCUAGGAGGAGUAAGCAUCUCCUGCCGACGAUAUGUUGUUUUACUAACAUGGAUUUGUAAUAUUUGUAAUGUAGUUUUCUGUAUAUGGCGCUUUUACGUAUUGGUGUGAACGAAAAGCAAACAUAAUAAGCGAUAUGUUGUGAUGUAAUAUCAAUAUUUUUUACAUUUAAUGGUAGCGUGAAAAUGUUCAAUUUUCUCUUAUAUACAAUGUAUUUAAUCUGUCUAUGUAUUGUAUCUGCUUGCAAAAAUAUCUUAAAUUGAAUAUCAGUAGCUGUGUGUCAAUCAGUUCUAAUAAAGUACUUGUAGUUAUC
This is a messenger RNA of Ostrea edulis (European flat oyster), 3699 nucleotides long. RefSeq lists its product as uncharacterized. The record is from RefSeq and is a predicted model, not a curated record. The transcript is spliced from 6 exons. Bases 114 to 2354 code for a protein of 746 amino acids. Gene Ontology annotation, molecular function: protein binding. Lineage: Eukaryota; Metazoa; Mollusca; Bivalvia; Ostreida; Ostreidae.